AUGAUCGUUACUCUUCCCCUUCCACCCGCCGUAGCAAAUUGGUGGCCGGAAACUGUCACAUCCUUCUUGCAGUGGUUUGCUUUUUGGAGUUUCUCCAUCUUACUCACGGUUCCAUGGCUCUUUUGCAUAUAUCAACUCGUCACAAACCACCUGGGUCGCACAAAGCGUAUAAAGAGGGUUCUGGAUGAUUACACGGCUCCCAAAGUCGUCGUUGUCAUGCCAUGCUAUCGCGAGGAGCCUAACGUCCUCAUCAGCGCAAUUGAUUCUGUUGUCGAGUGUGACUAUCCUGCCCCUUGCAUUCACGUUUUCCUUUCUUUUGAUGGCGAACAGGUAGAUGAGCUCUAUCUUAACACAUUGGGCUUGCUUGGGGUACCGACUACAUUAGACUCGUAUCCUAACUGUAUCGACGUUAUUUACAAAGGUGUUCGAAUUACAGUGUCACGAUUUUCUCAUGGCGGCAAAAGACAGUGUCAAAAGUCAACCUUUGAGCUGAUUGACCGCGUGUACGCCGACUACAUCAAGCAGAAUGACAACAUUUUUAUUCUAUUUAUCGAUUCAGAUUGCAUCCUUGAUAGAGUAUGCCUCCAGAACUUUGUUUACGACAUGGAACUGAGCCCUGGCAAUUCGAGAAAAAUGCUCGCCAUGACUGGAGUCAUCACCUCGACGACCAAGAAGCACAGCAUUAUUACCUUGCUCCAAGACAUGGAGUACAUUCACGGCCAACUGUUCGAACGCACCGUGGAAUCUGGCUGUGGCUCGGUCACUUGUCUUCCUGGAGCAUUAACAAUGCUCCGCUUUUCAGCAUUCAGAAGGAUGGCCAAAUACUACUUUGCUGACAAGGCUGAAGAGUGCGACGACUUGUUCGACUAUGCCAAAUGUCACCUCGGCGAGGAUCGGUGGCUCACCCAUCUUUUUAUGAUAGGAGCCAAACAGCGGUAUCAAAUUCAGAUGUGCACUUCCGCCUUUUGCAAGACAGAAGCGGUACAAACUUAUGCAUCUCUUGUCAAGCAAAGACGCCGAUGGUUCCUGGGCUUUAUAACGAAUGAGGUCUGCAUGCUAACCGACUGGAGGCUAUGGAAGAGAUAUCCAGCGUUGAUAUUAGUGCGGUUCAUGCAAAAUACGAUUCGAACCACGGCACUUUUAUUUUUUGUCAUGGUUUUGGCGCUCUUAACUACUACGGCAAGCGUCCGCAAUCUGCCGGUGGGGUUUAUGGCAGUGUCUCUCGGACUGAACUGGCUCCUUAUGCUGUAUUUCGGCGCAAAGUUGAAGAGGUUCAAGAUAUGGUUUUAUCCUCUAAUGUUCGUCCUUAACCCCCUGUUUAACUGGUACUAUAUGGUGUACGGGAUUCUGACGGCUGGGCAACGAACGUGGGGGGGCCCACGAGCGGAUGCUGCAGCGGCCGACAUGCACACUACAGCCAGAGAAGCUGCGGAGCAGGCAGAGAGGCAAGGGGACGAGUUAAACAUUGUUCCGGAAACAUUUAAACCGGCAAAGGAGGCCAGGGCAAUAGUUCGUGAGAACCAAGGCCCUGGAAUUCCAAUUGUCCGCAAGCGAAGUGUUGUGCGCCCUCCGGACGUUGUCGAUGGUCAGUUUUCUGGUCCGAGGAAUAUCAAGGGUACAAUGUACACCACUAGACGACAUCUCCAGCAUGCUGAGCCAAUUUCCGAACAAGCGAACCCGUGGCCAGCCUACGAUGCUGAUGGGACAUUGACGCAUGGCGGUGAGGGUGAUGCAUACAUGAGUGAUGAGGACAAGAGGAAAUACGCCAUAGCUCACCAGGCUCGAAGACUGAGACUGGAGCAACGUCCACGAACAGGCCCUGGCCUCAACGCAAGAUGGCACAACAGUCCGCAAGCAAACGAAACUUCCCAGGGGAGGAAUCAAGUUGAUGAGGUGGGAAUUGCUUUCUAG
Molecule: messenger RNA, 1911 nt
Organism: Metarhizium brunneum ARSEF 3297
Lineage: Eukaryota; Fungi; Ascomycota; Sordariomycetes; Hypocreales; Clavicipitaceae
Gene: chsD
Product: Chitin synthase D
Cellular component (GO): cell periphery; cell septum
Molecular function (GO): chitin synthase activity
Source: RefSeq, a predicted model, not a curated record